Molecule: messenger RNA, 1028 nt
Organism: Limulus polyphemus (Atlantic horseshoe crab)
Lineage: Eukaryota; Metazoa; Arthropoda; Merostomata; Xiphosura; Limulidae
Exons: 5
Source: RefSeq, a predicted model, not a curated record
GAAAACAACUGGGCCAGGAAUGUACCAUUAAUCAACAGUGUGAACUCGACAACAGACAUUCACAUUGUGUGAGUGACAUAUGUACCUGCAAAGAAGGUUUCUUUCACGUUCAAGACAUCAACGGCACCGUAUGUCUGAAGGGAAGUUUCGUGGAUGUUGAAGAUGUGACCGAAGCCUCAGGGGAACGAACUACCGAUGUACAGACGAAGAUGAUUCCCAUCAUUGUGGCCUUGGGGGUGAUGUUCGUCGGUAUCUGUGUAGCUAUGCAUUUAUUCAGCAAAGCCAGAUUCCGGAAUCAACGGACAAUAUUCAAUUCACCUCAUCCUCGUCUGAUGCAUAUCAAAGUUAGCCGGAAUCAGAAAAGCAGCAAGCGCCGGACAAGCCACACGAGCCUUCAAGUUCAUGAGUGUCGCCAAGCAAGCUUGAGUGCUCAAGUUUCGCCCAACACUUCACGCUUUGAAACUCAACAGGGAAGCCAAGAGCCUCUUAAUCCCUCGAGCAAGAGUACUGGCAGUAGCCUAAUGGGAAGUCCCACAUCGCAACCUGGAUCGUCUUUUAGCAGCAAUACUGUGAAAAAGGUUUCUGCUGAAGGGGAAGUUAAAAAGACCAAGGUGGACCUAGAACCACUUAGACUUAGCUACACCGCCGUGCCAACCGGACCCAGUUCGCCAACCGUUAUUAUUUCUAACAGGAGAGGUUCCACCAUCUUGGACAAUGACUCGUCCGACCUGAAUCAUGUCUGAACAACUCAGUACUCACUACUGUAUUUAUCUCUGUGAAGACUUUUCCACCACCCUGUAAUGAUUCAUCCCGAAGAUCGUCAGAAUUAACCUGUCAUACGCAUAUCUUUGUUGAUUUCUGUACAAUUACCACCGAGAGAUCCAGACUGAAACGCGUCAUCUUAUCUCCUGUGCGUAAUGUUUUCCAGAUCCUCUCUAACACCAUAAAAUCUAAGCUGGAUAUAAUAUUAUCCAAAGUUUCUAACUGGUAAAAUCAUAGUAAAAAUGUAUGUUAUUAGCAGUUCUCUU